AUGAUGAAAAUAAAACCGUGGAUUUUGUGGCAUUGGUGUUGGUGUUUAUUAAUAGUCGCCAUGGAUACUUCUCUGGGUGAAAAGUUCACUCUCGGAUAUUUAACUGGUUCACAAAGACGACCUGGCGACUUAAAUUAUCCCAAGCCUGGAAUAGUUAUAUCAGGUGCAAUAUCGAUGGCAGUUGACGAAGUCAACGAGAAAUUGCUCGGGCCUAUGGGACAUUCAUUAGAUUUCGUGGUUGCUGAAACGUAUGGCCAAGAAGAAGUUUCUAUACGACAGGUCGCUGCUUUGUGGGCUGCGAAUGUAUCCGCCUUCAUCGGUCCGCAAGAAACAUGCGUACACGAGGGCCGAAUGGCUGCUGCCUUCAAUUUACCUAUGAUAAGCUAUUACUGCAGUGACGUCGCAAGCUCUAACAAGCGUGUGUAUGCAACAUUCGCACGCACCCGGCCUUCGGACAUCGACAUCUCGCGUUCGGUUGUCACCGUGCUCACGCAUUUUAAUUUUAUGCAUAUUGCUGUAAUCUACCUCAAAGCUCCAAAUCAUGACUUUUCUCGAUUAGCCUACGCUAUUAUGACAGCUGCUACUGAGAAAAAAAUUUCUAUUCGCACAGCCCAAAUCUAUAGGCAGCCCUAUUAUUACGGAGAUAUAGUGGAAAAUAUUACACGGAACCCAUUUUUGGACAUCGUACGGGAAACUUACAAAGAUACUAGAAUUUACGUAUCUAUUGGUUAUUAUCAUGAUCAUAUCGGACUUAUGCAAGCUCUGGAUGCUAUGAAACUUUUGGAUGCAGGGGAAUAUGCCGCGAUCGGAGUAGAUGUCGACAAAUAUGAGCCAGAGGAGGCUAUUCGGUACCUCUCGGGUCCGCUUCGCAAGGAACCGGGCCCGAGGGUACCACAGGCUUUCCGAUCGUAUCUCGCCGUAGCGCCUUCACCUGCGCCCUCGUACCCUGCUUUCGCAAGAGAAGUGAAUCGCCGACUGCAAAUGCCGCCCUUUAAUUAUACGAAUCCUCUACUCGCUUUAGGUGGAGGGAAAGUGAUCCCAGUAGAAGCAGCCUGGCUGCAUGACGCUGUGUGGGUGUAUGCCAGGGCGCUAGCUGACGUUCUUCGUACGGGCGAAGGCGCUCGUGAUGGUAGAGCAAUUGCCAUGCGAAUGCGCAAUACGACAUACCGAAGUGUUAUGGGAUAUUGGAUUCAUAUGGAUGAAAAUGGUGACGCUGAAGGGAAUUAUACGCUUCUAUCCAUGGACCCAACACGUUCCCCGGGACUCUAUCCUCUCGCUGUUCUUCACAAAACUGCUCCGGUAAUAACUACGUACAGUCCAUUUACUCCUUACGUCAUGCAGGAAUUACGACUCCUUCGAGAGAUCAAAUGGCCCGGAGGCCGAGUGCCACUCUCCGAGCCUCCGUGCGGAUUUCGGGGAGAGAAAUGUGUCAGUCAUGUAGGAGCUUGGGCCCUUGGUGCUUCAGGAGGAACUCUAGCUUUGUUAGCACUGGCAGCACUAGCUCUAUAUCGUGGCUGGCGCUAUGAGCAAGAACUAGACUCUUUGCUAUGGAAAAUAGAUUUUAGAGAUCUGCAUCUACCUGAUGAGGACCAGCGUACCAACAAACUGAAUAGCAGUGCAGGUGUAAACGCGAACUCUAAUAACGUGGUUAACGAGAAGGGCAGUACGGGGGGCGCGCGCUCCAGCCAAGUGUCGCUCAGCUCGAACCCAGACCUGGACUUUAGAUACUCGGCGAUAUUUACCGAAGUCGCCUUCUACCGCGGAAGACUUCUCGCAGUGAAACGGGUUCGAAGGAAUCAAAUUGACAUCAGUCGAGAAAUAAAAAAGGAGUUAAAAAUUAUGCGCGACUUACAACACGAUAACGUGAAUGGGUUCGUGGGCGCGUGCAUUGAACCGCCUAACGUGUGUGCUCUCUCCGAAUACUGUACUAGAGGUAGUCUAAAGGAUAUUUUAGAAAACGAAGAUAUUAAACUAGAUAAUAUGUUCGUCGCCUCUCUUGUUGGUGAUAUUAUACGGGGCAUGAUCUUUAUACACGAGUCCCCAUUACAAUACCACGGCGCACUCAGGCCGUCCAACUGUUUGGUGGACGCGCGAUGGGUGGUAAAACUGGCGGACUUUGGCCUCCGAGAGUUCCGUAGGGGGGAACUCCCACCGUCCGAACCUACAGCGUUACGAGCUCAUAUAGAUAGUCUAGUAUAUCUCUCCCCGGAGCUGCUCCGCUUGGCCGGCUGGGGCAAGGACAGCUACCCCACGUCGCUGGCGGUGCGCAGCGGGUCGGCGGCGGGCGACGUGUACGCGUUCGCGCUGCUGCUGUACGAGCUGCACACACGGCGCGGGCCCUUCGGCGCGGACGCGCCGCCGCUGCCUGCGCUGCUGCGCCGCGUCGCGCACCCGCACCCCGCGCCUUACAGGCCGCCGCUGGAAGCUCUAGCAGGGCGUUUUGACUGCGUGCGGGAGUGCUGCGCCGAGUGCUGGGCGGAGGACGGCGCCUCGCGCCCCGACUUUAAGGCCAUACGCACGCGCCUGCGCCCGCUGCGCAAGGGCAUGAAACCAAAUAUAUUCGACAACAUGAUAGCAAUGAUGGAGAAGUAUGCAAAUAAUUUAGAAGCUCUCGUCGAUGAACGGACAGAUCAGUUACAAGAGGAGAAAAAGAAAACUGAGGCAUUAUUAGAGGAGAUGCUGCCCGCGCCGGUGGCGGAGCAGCUGAAGCGCGGGCGCCGCGUGCUGCCCGAGAGCUACGACUCGGUGACCAUCUACUUCAGCGACAUCGUGGGCUUUACCGCCAUGUCCGCGGAGAGCACGCCGCUUCAGGUAGUGGAUUUCCUCAACGACUUAUAUACAUGUUUCGACUCUAUUUUAGAAAAUUUUGAUGUCUACAAAGUAGAGACUAUUGGAGAUGCAUACAUGGUUGUGUCCGGGCUGCCCAUCCGCAACGGCAUCCAGCACGCGGGCGAGGUGGCGUCCAUGGCGCUGGCGCUGCUGGCCGCCACGCGCGCCUUCCGCGUGCGCCACCGCCCCGCGCAGCGCCUGCUGCUGCGCGUCGGCAUACACUCCGGUCCAGUGUGCGCGGGAGUUGUAGGAUUAAAAAUGCCUAGAUACUGCUUAUUUGGUGACACCGUCAACACUGCCAGUCGAUUUGAGUCUACGGGUGCUCCACUAAAGAUCCACUGCAGCGGCGCGUGCAAGAGCCUGCUGGACCAGCUGGGCGGCUACGUGCUGGAGGAGCGCGGCGUGGUGGCCAUGAAGGGCAAGCGCGACCAGCUCACGUGGUGGCUGCGCGGCGAGACGCGGCCGCGCGCGCCCGCCGCCGCCGCCGCGCCCGAGCCGCGCAGCUCGCUCAAGGCCAAGAACUGGAAGCAGAGUGGACUGCACAGAUGUUGCAGCUUAGAAUCUCCAAAGAAACUUCGAUUUGCCUCGGGAAACCACCUAGAGUCGCAUACAGACAGCGUUUUGCACCAUCGAAGUGAUGAAUAUUUAAUGGAAGUCGUUGGAGAGGGUCGACUGGUGACGACAAUACGACCCGAGUUACUCGAAGCGCCGAGCCUCCGCCACGAGUACACCAGCGUGUCGUGUCCCAUCAUAGAGCAGAAGGAGACGCCUUGCGACAUACGGCUCGUCGUCAACGGACACGACUCACACGACUCCCACGACCACGCCGGGAUACCGCUGCUUGCUGACGCA
Molecule: messenger RNA, 3681 nt
Organism: Brenthis ino (lesser marbled fritillary)
Lineage: Eukaryota; Metazoa; Arthropoda; Insecta; Lepidoptera; Nymphalidae
Source: the annotation of a GenBank genome assembly